UGGUGUGCGCUCAUUUCGCCUUAUCCGCAUCUCUAUGUUUGGGUGAUAGGAUACAACAGCUUCUUCACCUCCGAAGCCGUAUAUCUUAGCUUAGCUUAGCAGGGGCAAAGCAAUGGCUUCGUCUUCCCUCACUUCAGUUCCUCUCUCCUCUUCUUCCCUCAAUAUUCCACUUUCUUCCUCCAAACCUUCCUCUAGCUUUUUAUCUUCUCCAAUUCCCGCAUUCUCUCGCACUCCCAAAACCCUGUUUGCCGAAUCAAAAUCCCACUUUUACCCAAAGAGAAACGAUCAUGGGUUUUCCAUCAGAGCCCAAACCCUAGACUUCUCGGAUUCAUUCUUCGAAGGGGGUUUCGGCUCCGAAGAUGACCCCUCUUCCCCCGGUGGACCCGGCUUCACGGGCGUGGAGGAAAAGGAGGAACCCCAAUGCCCACCGGGUCUCAGACAGUACGAGACUAUGAUGGUUUUGAGGCCCGACAUGUCCGAGGAUGAACGACUUGCACUCACCCAGAAGUACGAGGAGGUGCUUGUUGCUGGAGGUGGCAUGUAUGUGGAGGUUUUUAACAGAGGAGUUAUUCCACUAGCGUAUAGCAUCAAGAAGAAAAACAAAGCAGGGGAGACCAACACUUAUUUGGAUGGCAUCUACCUCCUGUUCACCUACUUCACCAAGCCUGAAUCAAUUACCCCUCUUGAGGAGACAAUGUUAACGGAUGAUAAUGUUAUCCGAUCAAUGAGUUCCAAAAUUAGGAAGAGGAAAUAUUAGUUUCUUUUCAAGUCUCCAGUAACUCUCCUUUAAGGAGAUGCUUAUAGAGCAAUGUUAUAUUUAUCAUUUGUUAUUAUGUAUUUUUCCCCCUUUCAUUUGGAUUCAAGGAUUUUUGUAACAUGAUUGAAUUUAAUUAAAAGAUAGAUGUAGGUGCUAUCACUUGCAGUCUACAGAGUUACCAUGCCCUGUGCAGUUGCUAUA
This is a messenger RNA of Glycine soja, 958 nucleotides long. RefSeq names its product 30S ribosomal protein S6 alpha, chloroplastic-like. Gene Ontology annotation, cellular component: ribosome. Gene Ontology annotation, molecular function: structural constituent of ribosome; small ribosomal subunit rRNA binding. The record is from RefSeq and is a predicted model, not a curated record. The coding region runs from base 113 to 757 and encodes 214 amino acids. The transcript is spliced from 2 exons. Gene Ontology annotation, biological process: translation. Lineage: Eukaryota; Viridiplantae; Streptophyta; Magnoliopsida; Fabales; Fabaceae.